CGGGACAGUGACGCUCCGUCUUGCCAAUUUUCCCCCAAGAAAAAGCCCUAACUUUCUCUCUCUAAAAAUUCUCCCCAUUUCUCUCUUAAUCUUCCAUUUUUUCGGAAUUUUCCCUCAAUUUCACUCCUUUUGAUUAUUGUUGGGUACACUGUUCAAGUUAAAACAGUCCUUCUCGGAGUUAUACUACAGCUGAAGCAGACCCAAAUUUUCAGAUUCACUGGUGUCUCUGUUUAUCUUCCCGGAUGGUUUGAGGAAUUUUUUGAGGUAGUGGUGCAGUUUAGCCAUGGGGAGCAGUGAUAUUGACAAAUCCUCUAAGGAGGCAAAGGAGUCAAAGGAGGCGAAGACUCCUAAUUCACAGGAGCAAGCUUCAUCUACUGCUACUGGUACAGUAAAUCCAGACUGGCCCGGAUUUCAGGGAUAUUCACCGAUGCCUCCACAUGGGUUCAUGGCUUCAAGUCCUCAAGCACACCCUUACAUGUGGGGAGUUCAGCAUCUUAUGCCACCCUAUGGUACUCCACCACAUCCUUAUGUCGCAAUGUAUCCCCAUGGUGGAAUAUAUGCUCAUCCAUCCAUUCCUCCGGGAUCAUACCCCUUCAGCCCCUUUGCGAUGCCAUCUCCAAACGGCGUUGCUGAAGUUGCAAUUAACACCUCUGGCAAUACUGAAUUAGAUGGUAAAUCAUCUGAGGUAAAGGAGAAAUUGCCCAUUAAAAGAUCUAAAGGAAGCUUGGGUAGUUUGAAUAUGAUUACAGGCAAGAACAACGAACUUGGUAAAACGUCUGGAGCAUCUGCAAAUGGAGUCUACUCUAAAAGUGCCGAGAGUGGAAGCGAAGGCUCAAGCGAAGGAAGUGAUGCAAAUUCUCAAAAUGAGUCACCAAUGAAGUCAGCAGGCAGGCAAGAUUCAGCUGAAGAAGCAUCUCAAAAUGGCAAUUCUGCUCAUAGUUCUCAGAAUGGAGGAACUAGUGCUCCUCAUUCAUUGGUCAACCAAACUAUGGCAAUCAUGCCAAUGUCAGCUGUGGGUGCUGGCGGUGUUCCUGGCCCCACAACCAACUUGAAUAUUGGUAUGGACUACUGGAAUGCCGCCGCUUCACCAAAUAUUCCUGCAAUCCAUGGGAAGGUACCGUCUGCUUCAGUUGCUGGAGGAAUAGUUAAUGCUGGAUCAAGGGAUAUUGUCCAAUCACAAAUGUGGAUUCAGGAUGAAAGGGAGCUCAAGAGGCAGAGAAGAAAGCAGUCCAACAGGGAAUCUGCACGUAGGUCUAGGCUACGGAAGCAGGCAGAGUGUGAUGAACUAGCACAGCGUGCUGAAGUUCUAAAGGAAGAAAAUGCCUCUCUUAGAACAGAACUGAGUCGUCUAAGGAGUGAGCAUGACCAACUUGCUUCUCAGAAUGCUUCUCUUAAGAGCUCUCCAUCUUUUUCUGUCCCGAGGCUAGGAAUUGGACUAGGAAAGGCCCAAACCAGAAGCUGGACGAUAAGAGCAACAGCGUCAGGAAGUUCAGGAGGUGAUUUGGUCCCAGUUGCUCCUGUUCAGUUGGAGUCAGCUGUUGGUCAAUUUUUAGCACAGAUGUUGCAAACCCAUCCCCAUCUGCUCCCUGCAGCUAUUGAACAGCAGCUGGAGAACCUUCAGAAUGAAAGGGAUGCCCAGUUAAAGGAAAACCAGUCUUCAACCAAAGAUGUCCUCCAAAAGAGAAUAGCUGAAGUCAGAGAGAAAGAAAGGCGGAAAAUAUUAGAGGAGAUUCUGUACUGCUUAAUUGUACAUAAAUUUGUAGACAAUGACAUUUCAAUGAUCCCAAAAAUAUCUGAAACAUCAGAUCCUACUGGAAAUGUGGGUUAUUGGCCAAAUCAAGAGCAGAAGCUAGAAUCCGUACACUCCCCUGAUGCAUUUGAAAUGAUCAUCAGUCACAUAUCUAUAGUUCUCGGUGAGCGUGCUGUGGGCCCUCUGGAUAGCAUUGUUCAAAUGAGCAAAAUCAAACUUGGUAAGCUCUAUGCUGCUUCUAUUAUGUAUGGAUAUUUCCUCAAAAGGGUUGACGAACGUUAUCAACUUGAGAGAUCGGUGAGUAAGCCUCCUGAGAAUUUCCAGAUCUCAACAAAUCCUGAUGAGCCAGCAGCACCGAGACAACUAUGGGAUCCAGAUUCAUUGAUAGAAAUUUACCCUGAAGAUGGUGACAGAGAAGGUUUUGCAGUUUCUGAUAUUGAGGGUAAACCAGAGAGGCUGAGAUCCUAUGUGAUGUAUUUGGAUGCGGACACAUUACAGAGAUAUGCAACCUUACGAUCAAAGGAAGCAGUUACUGUGAUUGAAAAGCAGACGCAAGCAUUGUUUGGAAGGCCUGAUAUUAAAGUUUCUGGUGAUGGUACCCUAGAUGUAUCUAAUGAUGAAGUUCUGUCUGUUACAUACUCUGGUUUGACAAUGCUGGUGCUGGAGGCAGUUGCUUUUGGAUCAUUUUUAUGGGAGACAGAAAGCUAUGUGGAGUCUAAAUACCAUAUUAUUAAUAGCUAGAGAUACUCUUUUGUACUUCAACAAGAAAUAUCUUUUCAUCUUCUAGUUCUGUAUAUUGUUUACUCGUUCGAACCCACUAAGCAUGAAUUUUGUAUCUGAUAAUCAUCAGACUCAUAUAACAUGUUUUACACGUA
Molecule: messenger RNA, 2625 nt
Organism: Solanum stenotomum
Lineage: Eukaryota; Viridiplantae; Streptophyta; Magnoliopsida; Solanales; Solanaceae
Product: bZIP transcription factor 16-like
Exons: 14
Coding region: 284-2491 (735 amino acids)
Biological process (GO): regulation of DNA-templated transcription
Molecular function (GO): DNA-binding transcription factor activity
Source: RefSeq, a predicted model, not a curated record